Molecule: messenger RNA, 1275 nt
Organism: Anastrepha obliqua
Lineage: Eukaryota; Metazoa; Arthropoda; Insecta; Diptera; Tephritidae
Exons: 4
Coding region: 16-1227 (403 amino acids)
Source: RefSeq, a predicted model, not a curated record
UUCAUUAGAGAAGCUAUGCAAUUGGACUCCGAUGACAGCGAUAAAGAGGAAAUACUUUUAGGAUUGGCCAGAUUGGGCGAGAAAGCUGCAUCGUUGCCUAUCAAGAGAGCCAAGCGGCAAUGGAUAAAGGAAUGGAGGAAAAAUAGGUGCGAUCGCGGCUCGUUCGCCUUUUUAAACAAAGAAUUGCUGGUACACGAUGAGCAAAGCUACAGGAACUUCCUACGAGUAUCAAAAUCUCAAUUUGAUUAUUUGCUGUCGCUAAUAGCGAAUGAAAUACAACGCUCUGAUUCGACUAUGAGAGCCGCGAUUCCCGCAGCAGAAAAAUUAGCAUUGACGCUGCGAUUUCUCAGCACUGGAGAGUCUUACGUGAGUUUGGAUUACCAGACCCGUUUAUCCAAAUCUUCAAUUUCCAGUAUAGUUCCUGAGGUAUGCAGUGCCCUUUAUAACAAAUUGAAAUCGUCGUAUUUAAAGUUUCCAAACAGCAAUUCAGAAUGGGAGGCCAUUGCAAAAGAAUUUGCAGUUAAAUGGCAAUUCCCCAACUGCAUUGGCGCGUUAGAUGGUAAGCAUAUAACUUUUCGUCCAUCACGUUCUGAAGGAGCUUUCUAUUACAAUUAUAAAGGGACUAGAAGUAUAAUUUUACUAGCCCUGAUGGAUGCUAAUUCCAAAUUUAUUUUCGUGGACGUUGGUUGUAACGGUCGCAGUAACGAUGCUGGAGUAUUUCUGCAAAGCAAAUUAAGGGAUGUUCUGCAAGAAGAGAAGGAAAUACCAAAAGCUGCUUCAAUAGGAAACGAUCGACGCCUACCGUACGUCGUAGUCGGAGACGAUGCAUUUCCUCUGCAGAUGCAUUUAAUGAAGCCAUAUCCCUACCACACGCAAUGCCAGGAAAAACAAGUUUUUAAUCAAAGACUCUCUCAUGCAAGGCAUGUGGUGGAACAUGCAUUUGGAAUUUUAUCCAAUAGAUUUCGCGUCCUUCUAGCUCCGAUAAAUCUGAAAGUGGCCACUGUAGAGAAAAUUGUAUUGACGUGUUGUGCUUUACACAAUUAUUUAAUCGAAAAUGGCGAAAUGUUCACUGAUGAGAGAGUAAACGCAGAAACUGUAAAUAAUAACCACUCAACUGAUUCCGAUGUAUUCUACAAUCCGCGAAAAGGUGCAGCAGAGAACGUACGUGAACAGUUUCUCAAAUAUUUUAAUGAAGAAGGCAAACUGGAUUGGUUACAUAAUAAAUAAUUUGUUUUUAUUUAUAUAUAUGUAAACAUUAGUCUUUGUUUUUUGAUA